Messenger RNA from Exophiala xenobiotica, 1737 nucleotides. RefSeq lists its product as uncharacterized. The transcript has a single exon. The coding region runs from base 70 to 1200 and encodes 376 amino acids. The record is from RefSeq and is a predicted model, not a curated record. NCBI's taxonomy places the organism in Eukaryota, Fungi, Ascomycota, Eurotiomycetes, Chaetothyriales, Herpotrichiellaceae.
AACAGAACCCCGGUCCUCAUCCUUGUCGUCCUAUGGUCCAGUUCACAACCUUUCUUCUUGUCCGUCACCAUGCCACGGCCCGCAAAGCCUCCUAUGACCUUGAAGGAGGCCAAGCGGGCAUACAAGAAAGAUGGCAUCGGCUUCCAAUAUACUGCGUCGCAAAUGGCACGGGCGGAUCGACUGGAUGCACGCGAGGAGAGGAGAAAGAAAGAACUAGAGAAAGAAAGACAACGGGUCGAGAACAAGCGCAAACGAGAGGAGAAAGACCAAAGAGAGCGUGCCGUGAGGCAGAAGAUGCUGGCAGAAGGGAGAAUUACAGUCGAGGACACCUGGGGAAAAGUAACUGCUAGUCAGCCUAGAUUGAAUAGGUUCUUUGGAGGGAAUAAUGCCGUGGUACCCGUCAAGAGGAAGAUCAUGGAUGUUGUAGAGGAGCUGGAGAAUGGGAUUGAUGACCGGGCUUUACUCAAUAUCUACGACAAGCAAGAACAGAAAGCUGCAACUCCGACCAAUACCGAACUCUCUGGGCAUUCUUCCAGUAUUCACGAUCGAGCCGAUACCUUGCCAUCGCCCUCUUCUUCCACCGCGACCUUGGAGUGUUCGUCUCCUCUCGACGGGCUCAAGGACAGUCCUUUUGUCGAGGAUAUCGAGACAAAACAUACUGCAACAGAGUCAAAAGGGUUGAUCGAGAGCUUCACGUCCGUGUUUAACGAAAUCGACGAUGAUGAUCUCAUUGCUCUUGUUGAAGAAGUCGAGGCCGACAUAUCUACGCCUAAGACGGAGAUCCCCAAGAAUCGGACGGACAUGGCUCUCCCGCAGAACAAAACGCCUCCUCCUCCACCCAAUACCGACAAGCGGCGGCAUAGACCCAGCGAAGUUUCGUCGAGGGUAGAGGCUCACCCUCCCGUAACCGCCAUGCCUCCACCACCACCGCCACCUCCAGCUCGUCCAUCAUUAGGCAGCCGCCGCCUUAGGAACAGCGUACCGCCUCCUCCCCCUCCGAGAAUCGGACCCCUGACGACAAACACCGGACAGACGAUUCAACAGAAGCCACGGAGUCGUAAAAUCCUACCGUGGAACGACCCGUCGAAGAAACAUCACUACGCUACUCCGGCGGACGAGUUCGGCGCUCCAGGUCCCUCGACACAGGCGUUGAUGGUGGAACUCGUGGAGCAAGUUGAGGCGCAGAUUGGUGCGCGGUGAUGACACUGGGAUUGGUUGAUGUCGACGACGCAACGUCCUUGGUGACGGCAGGGAUGAAUAUCAAAUCCUGACGAGCAUGAAUUACGGUUAUGAGUGGCGGACGAUUUCAUGAUUGCAUAGCGCGGUUGAACAUUUGGGUCUCAAAGUCGACACGCGAGUCGUGUGGGUGUUUGGGAUAUAUCCCCGGCCUCGAUUGUUGGAUGAGAUGAUCAGCAUGACGUGGCAUGGCAUGGCGUUGCAUUGAAUAGCAUGGCACAGAUACCGGAGAGGAUCUGUGUGCGUGUGUUUGGACUGCAUUUGAAAUUCACACGGUUAGCAUAGCGUUGGGGUGUUCGGUCGUAUUGCAUUGGGUAUGCCAGUAGAGAGCUGCGGUGACCGUUCAGGGCGGUUGCAAAGUGAUAUCAACGAAAAAUGGAUAUGGAUAUGGAAAAUGCAGAAGCCUAAGGUACUAGAGUUUACGAUGGGAUAUGAAUUUGAGCAUACAGCAUUCAGCAUGCAGUAUUGCAUUGCAUUUGAUACCCCGGUGCGAAAUCCAAU